Cutaneotrichosporon cavernicola is the source of this 2775-nucleotide messenger RNA. RefSeq lists its product as uncharacterized. The record is from RefSeq and is a predicted model, not a curated record. Gene Ontology annotation, cellular component: nucleus. The transcript is spliced from 8 exons. Gene Ontology annotation, biological process: DNA recombination; 2-oxoglutarate metabolic process; DNA double-strand break processing. Lineage: Eukaryota; Fungi; Basidiomycota; Tremellomycetes; Trichosporonales; Trichosporonaceae. The coding region runs from base 1 to 2775 and encodes 924 amino acids. Gene Ontology annotation, molecular function: metal ion binding; 5'-flap endonuclease activity; DNA binding.
AUGGGCAUUCAAGGACUCCUCCCCGCCCUCAAGGAGGUCCAGCAACCGCGACACAUCUCCGACUUUCGAGGCAAGACUCUCGCGGUCGACGCGUACGUCUGGCUGCACAAGGGCGCAUUCGGAUGUGCUGAGGACCUUGUGAAGGGGCGCAAGACGACAAAGUUUGUCGACUAUGCCAUGUUCCGCGUGCGCAUGCUCCAGCAUCACAAGAUCAGGCCGUUUGUCGUGUUCGAUGGCGGGCCAUUGCCAGCCAAGCGGGGGACAGAGGACUCGCGUGCCAAAUCACGCGCUGAUCAUCUCGCUCGUGCCAAGAGCUUCGAAGCGCAAGGCCGGAUGAAAGAUGCGCGCGACGCGUACACCAAGUGUGUCGACAUCACACCCGAGAUGGCGUACCAGCUCAUUAAGGCGCUCCGGGCCGAAGGCAUCGACUACGUCGUCGCGCCCUACGAGGCCGACGCUCAGCUGUACUACCUUGAGCGCGAGGGGAUCGUCGACGGCGUCAUCACUGAGGACUCAGAUCUGCUCGUCUUUGGCUGCCAGACAGCCAUCUUCAAGCUUGAAAAGGACGGGUCGUGCGUGUCCAUCGAGGCCAAGCGCUUUGGUGAGGUGCGAGAGCUCGACCUCACCAACUGGACCGACCUCCAGUUCCGCCGCAUGGCCAUGCUCUCGGGGUGCGACUACCUCCCGUCGAUCCCCGGUAUCGGGCUUAAGAAGGCACACCGGAUGCUGCGACGUUGCAAGACGGUCGACAAGGUCCUGCAGUCCCUCCGCCUCGAGGGAGCACAUGUUAUCCCGCCCAACUACGCCGCGGACUUUGUGCGUGCCGAGAAGGCCUUCCUUUACCAGCGCGUGUUUUGCCCUCACGAACGCAAGCUGGUCUUGCUGAACGAGCCAGAGAAGGAGCUGAGUGAAGACGACGAGCAGUGGGUCGGCCUUGACAUUGACAUCGAGAUCGCCUGCGGGAUGGCCAAGGGUGACUUGCACCCCGAGACGCGCACGCCCAUCGAUGACCUCUGGCCCAACUUCCAACCAUCACCGAGGAAGGGUAAGAGCAAGGGCCUCGUCGCCCAUGUCUCAAGCGGGACACUGGAUGCAUUCAUCAAGCGGAUGCCACGCACAAAGUCGACCCCAGCCAUCAGGCCGAGCCAUCCUCGAAUUGGUGGCCUUGCGAACGGCCCAACGAGGUUGUCAGACCUCCCAAACGUCACUCCCAGGCCAUUACGCAAACACCACACCGAGCCUAGCCCGAUCCCGCCGCCGUGUGUCAGUGCCGGACGGACGAGUAAGUUUUUCACCAAGGACGUGCAGCGCAUCUCCGAAGAGGCCGAGGAGGUCAUCAGCCUCGUCUACGAGGAGUCGACGCAGGUAGCGUCGCCGCCACGGCAAAAACGCGAGGUCACGCCGGAGAACAUCCCAUCCCCGGUAGAGAGGCAUCGCUCGGUCUCGCACGUGUCCACGGUCCACAACUCGCCUGUCGCAGGACGACUAGUUCAUCUCGACGACGACGACGAUGGCGGCGUCCACUUUACGUCGCCCAUUUCUGUGCACUCGGGCUUUGACACGUCUCCAGGCUCGACUCCGAGGAAGAGCCGGAUCCUGAUAGACGAGUCGCAAUCGCCACGGCAAGAACCCUCGUCACCGACACCGACUCAGCGUCCCCGCUCAUCGCCAUGGCUAGUCCCUGCCACUCUCGCUGCAUCCCAAACCGGGGCAACGAUCGCCUCAUCCCAAAGAACAGAGUGGUCCGAGGAGGAGUACGGCCCGGAAGAUCAUGCCGUCUGCGCGCCAUUCCGGCCCAUCACGAGCGUUCUCGUACCUCCUUCGUCGUCAUGGUCGCGUGAUGCCCAACCUGCUAAGAGUACGCGCCGCCAUCACUCGUCUGAAUCGGCGCUCGACGAUGAGAUCGUCACGCCGUCGCCGGUGGCUGGUUCGAAGCGUAGGAUAUCAAUCGAGGAGGCCGACCCAGGGGAGCAGGCUCGACUGGCGCGCGCGUUGAGCGUCGCAGCUGGAUGGCGCGAGAAGUAUGCCCUCAAGGCGCCGUCGUUCACCACACCGGCACGCCGCCUCAGCGGCCGCCCAUCCGUGCCCAGCAUCCCGGUCACGGCAGCGUCCAAGGUUCUCAGUCCUCUUCCCGUCAACAUUCAACACGAGCGCGACUGUGAAACGCCAAAACCCGCACGCCUACCCUUACCCGCCAAGCCGCAACAUGUAGCAGCAUGCCGCCAGCGAAUGCCGAAACCUAGCCCUCAGCCGUUCGGCGUGUCUGGCUCGACACUCGAGCGCUUCCGUUACAAGAGACAGUCCCCCGCUCCCCGCUCCUUAGUCCUCCGCCUGCCGCCUGCCGCCUGCCGCUUCAGUACGUACAGUAGUAGCAAGGCGCUCAACACCAAGGCAGCUCUUCACACCACCCAAACCCUCUCCACCACCAUGCACGCCACACUCGUCCGCAACGCCCGCACCCCCCUCAUCCAGUUCAUCGGCAAGCGCGCAUGGCCAUCCACGCCGCACAAGCCCGGACCGCACCCGUACGCGCCCAAGGAGAUUGCCGACAACUUUGCCUCGUUUUCCGCAAAGUCGCAGGCUGCGCCCGCGUCGGCUGCGUCCGCGCACGCGAGCGCGUACGGCACAGGCUUCCUGCCGACCAGCAAGAAGCCUUAUGACUUUGAGAACUUUUACGAGGCGCCCGCGUAUUACUGGCAGCACAAUGAGAUGACCGAGCGCGAGAUUGAGGCGGUGAUGAGCGGCGGUGCGACCGACAUCCGCACGGGGCCGUAG